Molecule: messenger RNA, 2414 nt
Organism: Oryzias latipes (Japanese medaka)
Lineage: Eukaryota; Metazoa; Chordata; Actinopteri; Beloniformes; Adrianichthyidae
Gene: terf2ip
Product: telomeric repeat binding factor 2, interacting protein
Biological process (GO): telomere maintenance via telomere lengthening; protection from non-homologous end joining at telomere
Cellular component (GO): shelterin complex
Molecular function (GO): telomeric repeat DNA binding
Source: RefSeq, a predicted model, not a curated record
UCCACUAUCGACGAAGAAACUAAGUCCCGGAAGUUAACCAUGUUUUGCUUGAGUUCUUGGCGCAAAGUUUAGUCCGGUGCAUCGUUAAAAGGACUUCUCGCCAUGCCAACCAGACAGCAAGUUGCGGCCCAGUCCAUCUCCCCAGUCCUCUUUCUGACUGUGGAUGGGGAGCCCAUGUCUUUCUUCCUGCGGCCGGGACCCACCAAACGCCAGCUCCAGCCGAAAAUCAAAGCUGGAGGAGGGCUGAUGUGCAGCAGCCAGCAGCCAGGAGCCAUACUGCUGAUGGAUCCGAAGGACAGAAGUUCUGUUUCCGAAUCUGACGCUCACCUGUAUGUUUCCACUCAGUACAUUCUUGACUGCAUUGAGAAGGAGGAACAGCUGAGUGUAGAAGACUACAGGUUCAAUCCUGUCGAUGUGCCAAAGAAGGACAGGACUAAAGCGGCCUGUCCCAGACUGUCAGGAGGAAGGCUUGCCUACACCUCUGAUGACGAUACGGCCAUCUUGGAAUAUGUCAGCACCCGGAAGGCAGAAAUCGGCGGGAAUCGCCUUUGGCGGGAGAUGGAACAGCAGCGCGUGACUCACCACAGCUGGCAGUCCAUGAAGUGCAGAUACAAAGACCGACUGGCCAAGAAGCAGCCGGAAGUUGUGAAAGUUGAAUCAACCGAAAAGCAAGAAGGAAACAAAGCAGAAGAAGACGAUACUAAGGAUGAAGAGGAUCUUGUCCUGGAGGUUGAGAUCCCUGCAGAAGCAGCUGUUGCUUCUCCACAGAAACAAUCAAAGGAAUCCGAAAAGGUUUGUGGAACAAAUGCAGACGCGCAUAAAUCAACCUCUUCUAGAGAAUCGGGGAGUGAGAGCCAGCAGACGGAUGGACCGGCAGAGCAAAGCGCGCCAUCACAAGCCAUGACAGUUCCAGCAUCUCGUUGCUCCACUACUGAGGAUCCCAGUGCUGAGCUGCCAGCAGACGCCCAGCCCAGUUCUCCAGACAGAGAUGGACCUCAACCAGCUGAUAUCCCAACCAAACAAAGUUUGCUGCAAGACUCUCCUCCCCUUCAGCCGGAGUCUCUUCCCAAAGCGGCGACUCCUGGAAAACUGAAGGACAAACAGGAGGCCUCACCCACCCUGGAUAGGCCAAUGACACGCCGGAAACUGGAACUCGAGGUUGCGGCGGCGUCCCCUGAGCACUACGGGAAAAAACUCCGGUCGUCCUCCAGCAGCGCGGCGGCUUCUCCUCAGCCAUCAAAGAAAACGACACCAGUUAAAGCUGCUCUUCAAAGAAGCACAGAAACAGAGCAGCCGCUUCCUAAGAGAGCCAGAAGAAACAUCGCAGCAGCGGCGGCGGGAGAGACUCCAGCAGAACAGAGCGAAACCAAAGCAGAACGGAAAACAACACCAGCAGAUCAAUCCAAGUCAGCGCUGCAGAAGGACAAGAAGAAACCAAAGAGGCAGCUGGGAAUUCUGGAACUGGCAACAAGGGAGUUUGAGUCAGAGUGUGAUGAAGAGGACGAUCCGACUGUUGAAGACUCUGCUGAAACUGUAGCCACGUCAGCAGAACUGCUCCCUCCACCCGCAGAGACGGCUGCAGAUCCGAGGCCCACGCAACCCAGCCCCAAAACCGCAUCCAGCCCAAACGGGAAUGUGCCGGAGUCUUCGGCUUCCAGCUCCAACUGUGUACCAGACACGUGCCCCUCCGAUCCCGCAGCCGCCAAGCCGGCCGCCUCUGAGCCCGCCGGCGUGACCUCGAAGGCCCACCUGUUCAUAUUCGACAGCGAAUCACAGGGAGGCGACUCUGAGCGUGUCGCCGGGGACGCUUCAGCGGCUCCAUCCAACCCCCAACACUCAGCCAGCAAAGACGCGUCUCUGUCCUUCACUCAAGUGCAGCUAGAGGAGGACAAACAGCGGAUCAAAGAGCUGAUGGUCCAGACUCAGCAGGACUUGGUUAGUGUCACCAAGGCUUUGCUAAAGACCAGCGGAAACUUCUCUGCCGCUCUAGACCUGCUGCUGAACCCCUCCUCUCUUUCUGUCCCGAUUUGGAGUCGCCGUGACGACAGUCUCCUGCUCUCAGCUGAUCCUGUCAUCCGGCAGCAGCUGCAGGAGAAACACGGGGAGGAGGGCGUGGCCAAGAGAAUGGUGUUCCUGGAGGUGGAGGGCUGAUUGGAGGCUUUGUUUUUGUCUGUGGAAUUUCAUUAGAUAUCUUUAUGUGUCCUGAUGCUUUACAGCAAAGUGUUGCUGUUUACGCCCAUCAGGUUUGAGGGACGAGAAGACGAGUGAACGGGUAAAAUGUGGAACAUUUUUAAUGACGCAGGAAUGAACGGACCUUGAUGUCUGUGACGAUGAGCUCUCUCUUUAAGCCGGUUUUUAUUGAUGCUUUUAUGUUUGGAAACCGUUAAUAAUAAACCUCUGAAUUUUAUUAUUUA